Molecule: messenger RNA, 3905 nt
Organism: Strongylocentrotus purpuratus (purple sea urchin)
Lineage: Eukaryota; Metazoa; Echinodermata; Echinoidea; Camarodonta; Strongylocentrotidae
Exons: 6
Coding region: 200-3238 (1012 amino acids)
Molecular function (GO): protein binding
Source: RefSeq, a predicted model, not a curated record
AUCAUUCCCAUCAUACAACAGAUCUUGAGAUAGCGUUAUGUUGCCACGGAAGUAAAGCCGAAAAUAAAACUCGGAAACGGUCUUCCAUUGGGAGCUGACCAGAAUGUGAGACAUUCCAACACAACCAUCCAUCACAAAGCAUGAGGUGCAGCAGCUCCAUUACGUUAUAGCAUGACGUAGUUAAACAGUGACCACCACGAUGGCAGCAGACACCAAACUGCACGAAGCUGUCCACUUCGGCGACUCUAACCUGGUGGAAAGUGCCCUGGAAGAUGGGGCCGACCCCAACUCCAUCGGUCUCUAUGGCUGGAGUCCUAUGCACGAGGCUGCUUCUAAUGGAGAUAUGGAUAUCCUGGAUCUGCUGAUUCAGUUCAAAGGCAAUCCCAACUGCAGUGAUGAUCUGGAAGGCUGCACACCUGUUCACUACGCCGCCAGAGAGGGCCACACGGAUUGUCUCCGGGCUCUUCUCAAAGUAGGAGGGCGCUACGAUGUAGAGAACAACGGGGGCAAGUCGCCACUCGACGAGGCUGCGGAAGAAUGUCGGCCGAUUUUGGAUAAAGAAAAAACAAGAAGCUUCUUGAACAUGACGCUGGAUGCAGCCCGUAUCACCGUCUCCAAGCAGAAGCUAGCUGGGUCGGAGGGUCAAAGGUCAGAGGUUGUGACCUCUAACGAUGCAGGAGGCAACACCUAUGAAGCUGGGGGGAGGAUCGCAUCCCCGAGAGCUUGGGAUUCUAUCAAGGUCUUGGAGACCAAGAAAACAUCAGGGAAAAAGUCUAUGACAGGAACUUUGCAGCUGUCCUUUGAAUACAACUCUAAAGCCAAGACAUUCAAGAUUAGGGUGUGGUCCCUUCAAGAUGUUCUUCUACCUCCAGCUGAGUUCUCCAACCUCUCAAGGAUCUACAUCCGAGGUCAUCUCCUACCAGACAAGAAGGGCGAAUCCAAACGCAAGACGGACGAGAUCAGAAUCGACGACCCGACCAAGAUGAUGAACAGUCUGGUGACCCUCAAACGCAAGGGGACGCGUGACAGCUUCAAGGCCGUGUUCCUUCCGUCGACAUUCAAGUUCAGCAAGGCUCUCGAGUAUCAGAAGGUCACUCAGGAGAUGGUCGACUCCAAGACUGUUCACGUAGCUGUCUGCGUCAGGCAGCGGUACAGCACCAAGACCAUCCCGGUUGCGAUCAUCCAACUGCCCAUGAAGGAUGCCGUCCGGAAGCUCCUCAAGGAGAAGUACCAGCUCCACUCCUGCAUCAAUUACUCCAUGCCCACCAACAUCCAUGCGUACAAUCCGCACGACAUUGUGGUGAUAUCCGAAGGCAUGUACAGCAAUAUGACAACUAGUCACCCCACCCUUAGGACUAAAUCUAGGCAUAGCCUAGGUGUCGAGGAGAAUGAUGCUCGUGCAAGCAGUGAUAUAAAUCUUCAAGCAGUUCGUUGCCACUCGUUUGAAAGUGUGCCGUCCGCAACGGUGGACAUCGACCCUGUGCAGCAGGAGACUGCUCUAGAUGAUCUCUUGGAGGUGUCCAUCGGACGCGACGAUCCUGGGGAUGUCAAAGCAAGCAAAAAGGUUGCAGUGGUAGAAGUACAUGAGCUACCCAGCAGACCACCUUCAACACCCCUACCAGGUAUCAUAGAUGAUGGGGAGUUAACGGACGUGAGCGUUGUUUCGUCCUCCCGGCAGAGUCCCGAUAGCGCCACCAUCGACAUGGAGGGUCUCGAGACGAUAAACCUUGACGGGGAACCUGUACAAGCAAUAUCAACACCGGUGAAAAGUCGACAUGCUAGAAGAAUCAAGCAUGGCUUUGAGAAUCCUCAUGUAACAAUCGUGGAUGAUGGUGAUGACGAUGAAGAUUUUGAAGUGUCGAUUGAUAAGAUGGACCGUGGGAAAUGGACGAGAGACAAAGAUGCGAUUAUUGACAUAGGAGUUGGUGACCAUGGUGAUGACAACAAGAGGAAAGGGAUCAAGGGACACCUCUUUAAGAAGAGGGAUAAGCACAAGAAGAAAGGAAAGGGGGAUGGAUUAGAUAAUCCAGGUUACGUGGUUGACAUGAGAACAGGAAAGAAGAGUUUGCUGGGGGAUUUCGGCCACAGUGAUGGUCGACAUGGGACCGGCGAACUGGAAAUGCUUGAAAUACUGUCUGAUGAGGAAGCAGAUUUGAGAUUUUCUAGUAAGAAAACAGAUCAAAAUUAUGGAAAAGGGGCUAGAGGACCAUCAGGACAUGGCAGCCACCAACAGCAGGAGACGGUAAUAGAUGUAGGAUCAUCAUCAAAUAUGCCUGAAAAAGGAAGAAGAACUAAGUCAUAUGAUAUAAGAAGUGCAAUGAGAAAGGAAGACAUUGUGGUAUCCAACACAAGAAAAAAGCUUCCUGAGAAUAGACCGAAAAUGAAAGAUAUUGGAAAGACCGAAGAAGCAAAAUUUGAGACUGAAACCAUUCCUCGUGAGAUGAACAGUCCCAUACCUAUCAUUCACGUAGAGUGCGUGGACGAGGUUGAAAGGUCGCUAUCACCCGGAAGUAGAUCACCACGAUUGCCCCGUUCACCCCACCAAGCCCGGAGAGUCGGUCCCGUCGCAAACGUGUCUGCUUCGGGACGCAAGUCCACCCAGCAAGAGUUCCCUCCACCUGUUACCCAAGGAAUGCCUCAUACAGACUUGACGGGUAUACGAAAUGAACCUGGUAUGGGUUCAAAGCAUAAGAAGGGAACUUCUCAAGGAAAGCCAAAACAGAGCCACAGUCCUGUGGAUGUUACGGUCAUCUCUGAAAUCGAUGAUGAUGUUGUUGGUAGUCCUAAACUCGGGAAGGCUCGGUCUCGAGAGAGGGCCGCAAAAAGCAGGAGUAAGUCGCCGGGGCGGAGACACCAGAAGGGCCAGCAGCAGGGAGAGGCGGAGAUCGAGAUGCGGACGCUGUGGAACAACGAGGAGUGGCGUCAGAAGCUCGCCACGCCCAAGUUCAAACUCCAGAUGUUCCAGCGCACCUGCGAUGACCCGCACCCUUCCUCUCCCCUUCUCAAUGGGUGCCGUAGUGCCGACCCAGCGCGAGGGGUCGUCCACAACCCAGUGUUUGUCCCUGAGACCCCUCCGACUCAAACGGACAUGGACACCCCUUCUAGGGAAAAGAAUGGUGCCAAGGUAAAGCGUAGGUUGCAUAAUGAUAUUGCAGAACCUACAAACCCUGAGGUUGAUGGGAAGGUAGAAAUGGCAGGCAGCCAAAGUAUAAUGAAAAUUAGCCAAAGUUGGCUAUAAGAAACAAACUCGGGUUUCUUUCUUCAUUUUUUAAAAUAGUAAUAAAUGUGUGCUUUAGCAGUUUUUAGAUCAUUAUUUUAUCAUUUUAGAACAUCAUUAUAGACCAUUAUUUUUCUAACUUAUUCUUUGGUUCCAAACUGUUAAGUUAUCUAAGUAGUACUAGCUGCAUUGUGGCAUCUUUAAAUACCUCGCUUAGCAAUUCUUUGUGAUCUUUAGCCUUUCCUUUUUUUUUCAACAACAAGGGUUUUUUAACCAAAAUCUUGCAAUAAAAUGUGAGAGAUAUUCUAUCAAAGAUGACCAAUCUCUUCAAAAAAUUUAAAGGAGAAAUGUUGAUCUUGAUCUGGUCAUAAUUUGAAAGUUUUGGGAGGUCUAGAAUGCCAAAAGAAGUCCCUUCUCGGGACUCUCUGACAUUGUAUUAUAUGCUUUUCCAUUUGUUUUCCUUCAGAACACUGCCACUGCCAAUAAGAGAUUUUUGUAGCGCACAUAUCUACCACGUAUCUACCACGUACGUACAUUGCAAGUUUAUGAUGUUGAUUAUCAUAAUAUUAAUAUUAGAGAUUUUUGUGGGGGACAUAUCUACCACGUACGGUGCUCAAGGCGUUCCACUAUUACCCCGCCUGUAGCUACAUAGAGGCUUCCGAUUUCACUGCUCAGAGCAGUCAAGGGA